UUGGCCAAGACAUCUUUGGUAGUCAAGAACGAGCGUCGCAAGCGCAUCGUGGCCCAAUAUGCCGCGGAGCGCGCCGCGCUGCUGGCGGAAGCACGGGACAUGUCCCGGUCGGCCCGCGAGCGCUUUGAGGCCCGCCAGAAGCUGGCACUGCUGCCCCACGAUGCUAAUCCCAACCGAAUCCGGAACCGGGACGGCGCCACCGGGCGUCCCCGUGGCUACAUUCGUCACUUCGGGCUGUCGCGCAUCUCCUUCCGGGAAAUGGCGUUGGACGGUCUGCUCCCCGGCGUGCGGAAGGCCAGUCUGUAA
Molecule: messenger RNA, 306 nt
Organism: Geodia barretti
Lineage: Eukaryota; Metazoa; Porifera; Demospongiae; Tetractinellida; Geodiidae
Source: the annotation of a GenBank genome assembly